Messenger RNA from Dermacentor albipictus, 3875 nucleotides. The record is from RefSeq and is a predicted model, not a curated record. Lineage: Eukaryota; Metazoa; Arthropoda; Arachnida; Ixodida; Ixodidae.
GUAUCCUACUCUGUAAAUGAGGUCUUGUGCAAACAGCAUGAACACGGCAAAAUAAAUACACCCACACAGACAGCACCGACACAAGGUAUUCCUUAGAAUGGGUACACACCCACUGCCAAAUACUGAGUGGUUAGUAUCAAAGAAAAUGAAAUAUGUCAAAGAAUCCAUUACAUAUAUGAUGAAAUGUUCUUGGGUAUCCUAUACUUAUCGGCAUGGAUUUGUGACUAGAAUAUAAACAGAAUUAUGCUGUUUGUUUGUUUGCUUCCAAGAGUGACUCAUACCCACUAUGGGGGUCAAUCCGCCUUUUGCGAUGCAUUGUGGCGCCACUGUGCGGUGGCCACGAGAAACGAUUUGGCAGGCGUCGCUCUCGCCGCGACAGACAGCCGCCGCACGCGAGACACGUGUGCAAGCAAGCAGCGUGUGAGUGAAAACCGCAACAACGUGUGCGCACAGUUUGUCGCCGUCCGCUAGCCAUGGAGCCCGCUGGUGACUGCUUUGUACCUGGAGGUUUCUUCAGCGUGACGAACGGCUGGAAAAAGCGCUUCGGUAACGUCAAAAUACCCACGGAAGCGCAGCUCGAAAAACACAUGGUGUCGAGCGGAGCGCGCUUCGCGCGACAGCAAAUGAAAGGAACGAUGUUCCAAGAAGAAGGAUACGUGCGCAACGUCAUGUACAACGACGUGUCAGCAGAAUCCACGUGCGGACUUUUGCGUAGUAUCUGCCUACCGUCAAUGAAAGGCGGCUAUUACAUCGUGCACGCCGCGAUUUCCAAGGCGUCGGGCUCCAUCCUGGCUGGUCAUUGCCUCUGCCCCGCAGGCCUGAGCGGCACAUGCCAACAUUUUGUUGGGUUAAUCCUUCAUGCCAUUCACUUGGCGCAAAAGGAUGCGGCAACGUGCACGGAAGUUCCAUGUGCUUGGAUUGUUCCUGUCCAAGUCAAAAAGCAUGAGCCACCUCUGCCUCUGCAAGACAUCACUUUUCACACAAGGAAACAUGAAGGUGCGAAAAGGCGGCGGUUUGAUCCACUGCCAGGGCUCUCACCGAGUGACCCAUCUCUGCUUGCUGCCGAUCUCGAAAAGGUGGCAGCAAACUGCCUGCUUCUCCAUUAUAUGAGCAAAGAAAACUCAGGAGAAUCACUUGAUGAACACAGUCCCAGUGAAGUGGCACCAGAAGCUUCAGACACUCCACUGGUCCCAGACAUUGAAGACAUCCACAGUGAGACCUGUCAAAGACUCAUACAAGAGAGGUUUGAUGGCAAGAAAGUCCACUUCCUUGUUUAUUACUUUUUUCGCAACUUUUUGUCUUGGCACGUGUCAUUCUGAGGCUGUCUCAUUUAUAUAAGAAUGCCCACCUAUGUCUCUGGGCAUCACCUUCACAAAUAUCCCACUGAGCAGCAGAUAAUGCAGCAGUCACUUUUAGACUUAGUGUCUUGUCAUUUCUUAACUUUUACAGGGCUGUCGCAUAACUCGAUGUGUGUGAGCACCCACAGGGUCCUCAAACAUAUCUGCUUCAUCUAUGGCAUGUUUGUGAAGCACUGUGUGAAUGUAUAAUGGAUGUUCCUUUAGCAUGAGUCCAUCACCUGGAUUCAUGCAUGGCAUUUGUCAUAUAUAUAUGUUGACUGUGUUUUAGCAGAGCAUGGAAUUGAAAGCAUGCACAUUUGUCUUGCUCUUCUUGUUUUUAGGCAUGUUUAAAUACUUGCAAUACUGAACCAACUCUACGAUUUAGCUAUGUUGACCAGCAUAAUUAGCGAAAAAAAAAAUAAAACAUAAUGAGCACAUGCAAGUUACAAGCUGCAGAAAAAUUCUUAUGUCACUGUGAAAGUAAGCUGUACAAUUUUGUAGGAGAUUAGUAUCUACCUACAUUUUAAUCGUUGCAAUAUGCAGUUGUGUCAUUUGACACAACCUAAGUACUUUCGCCUCUUUGAGUAGGCCUGUAGGGGUUUCUUUGUAGGAGUAAAUAAAAGCUAACCUAAUGGUAUUAAGUUUCUGACAAGUGAUUCAACAUAAAAGAAAGUAAGGCGUGCAAACACCAACAAGAGAACUAGACAACAUGGCAUUUACUUAGUUUGGUUCUCUUGUAUCCAUGUUUGCAUGCGUUACUUUCUUUUAGUGCGAUUCGCUACCAACUAGCUGAACUUUCUCUCAUUUUAAGCUUCAUUUCUAGUACACUUAGCUCCUAUCUGCAGUGUUUGUGUUGUCUGGUUCUCUUGUGUCCAUGUUUGCACCCCUUACUUCCUUCCACGAUGAAUCCCCACCAAAUAGCUCAACAUUGCCAUGACAAGUGAUGCUUUGUUGACGUCAUGCUACUUCUCAUUGCUUUAAUACAAUGUAAUGCUUGCUGUACGACUUGUAAAACGGAUUCUAAACCUAUAAAUUAACAAUACUGUUUUUUUUGCAGCUAUACAGGCCCUCUCGGUGGACAGCAGAGCAGUUCUCGAGUCAACGAUUGGACAGGCCGCAAAUCCAACCUGGCACAUGGAGCGGAUUGGUCGGCUAACUGCCUCAAUGUUUAAAAGAAUUGUGUGGUGUUUGUGUAGCUCUGCGAACAUUAGUUGCAUGUUUUGUGCUAACUGUUGCAGCGUUAACGAAUGAGUGCUGGAGGCGGUACUUUGUUGCAGUGAUGUUUGUGGUGGUGAUUUGGAAGUGUGGUCCGCAAUUUGUAUGGGUUGCUGUGAUGUGCUGUUGUUUGCCGUGCGCUUAAAAGCUUCAAACUCGGCUCGUAGCUCGGCUAAACUGUUUCGAAGUAUUUUGUUUUCUAUGGCAAAAUGAAAAGAAAUAGCAUGGCCUAAGCAAAUUGUGUAGCAUUGGUGAUAACUAUAGCCGUUACGUCUAUAGACAUAACAAAAUAAAUGUGCAGUGUACAUGGAAGAUAACUGAAAAAGCAGUAUCAUUUAUUUAGAGAUGGAAAAUACAAAUUUCCUCAGAAGGUAGCACAGUAGACAGCGUCGUCGUAAGUACACGUGAUAUAGUAUGAGAGUACACUGUUGUUACACAGUCUGGUCUCUUCUGGUCAUAAGCAUGGUAAAGGAGGCUCAUUUGAAGUAGAGAUGUGCGAGCUGGCUACUUGUUCUCAUUAUUGAUUGAAAUGAUUGGCUGUAGAAAAUUGCACAAAAAGGCGCAAGUCCUAAAAAUGCUGUCAAUAAUGUCGAGCAUGUUGAUUGGCAGUGGUUUGUCUAAAAAAUGAAAUUCUUUGAUACGUCUUAUGACUCGCUCAACAUGGAUCCUAGCGCCAGCUAUUUUUCGGGUGGCAAUCACGUCACUAGCUGACAAUUGGUUCCCCAUUUUAAAUGGUGGCAUGUGGAUUUGAAUAGAUGGUGGAAAAACGCCCUCCAACCUAAAGCCUUUGUCGACCAUCACACCGUCCCCCGCAUCUAAUAAACCCAGUAGGCCCGAUUUUUCGACAACUUCGCUAUCACUAACAUGCCCACCCCACAAAUCUGGCACAAAUGAAACGUAGCCAUCUGGUGUUACCCCAACAAGUGCUUUGAACGUGUUAUAAUGCUUGUACGAGGAGAAAGUAUGCCUCUGUGCCUGUAGUUUUGAAGGUCUUUGGAUUCUCACCUCUGUGCAAUCAAGGAUGACUCUAGUGUUUGAGAAGUCACUGAAUGCCAUUGGCAUGUGCCUUUUGAUCUCUGCUAAUGUGGGAAACCUUGUCAAUGCUGAGAGCUCUUUAUCGAGAAAAAUUACCCAUGUACAAAAGAUGCGACUAAGGCAUGACUGAGAAAUUCCAAAGAUUCGAGCCACUUCCUUGGCACAAACACCAGUCCUGAGCCUAUACAGCACCAUGAAAAGUUCUUCGCGCUUGGAGAGCUGUCUUUCCUUUGCUUGUGUUUUUCCUCCAUCCCAAUAAACCAUGCGUUCUGCAUUUUUUUCAAUGUG